Messenger RNA from Lodderomyces margitis, 732 nucleotides. RefSeq lists its product as uncharacterized. The transcript has a single exon. The coding region runs from base 1 to 732 and encodes 243 amino acids. Lineage: Eukaryota; Fungi; Ascomycota; Pichiomycetes; Serinales; Debaryomycetaceae. The record is from RefSeq and is a predicted model, not a curated record.
AUGGAAGGUUCAAUUUCUAUUUUAAAUGACAUGUUGGAGUCACCAUCCGACGCGUCUUUUGGACUAGCACAACUAGACUUGUUUCUUUUAGACCUACUUCCAGAUAUUGAGCAGUAUCAAAAUAACCACACAUUGUCUCCACAGUUGGAAGAGUUGAUCAAACUACAAGACAGUUUUGGGUAUAAUCUCACUACGCGUCUCGUCAAAUUAUACAAUUUAGAAUUAUCCAUAAAGGACAUUGCACUAUUGAAUGGAAAUUUACAAGUACUAUUGUUGUUGCAUCCCAAGUCAAAGACUGUUUUCAAUUGUGAUAGGAAUAUGUCCGGGAUUUUAGAUGUGUUGAAUAAAUACAAGGGAGAUAAGUUUGUCAUUAUUUCAACUAUAACAACAUUGAUACAUAUUUUAUUAAAAGAUUAUAAUAACUAUCGCAGUUUUGAGAGAGGUUUUGGGUGCCCGUUGUUGAUUCAGCAUAUAACAUUAGAUACUAUAGAUGAUAUAACCGUGGAUGAUGCACCACAGUCUAGUUCCGGCUCAUCGCAUAAAGCUAACAUGCUCUAUUCGGAGGAACAACUAUUGAAUUUCAAAAUAAUAGAGUUUUUGAUGCUUUACAUGAGUGAAGAGAUUGGCAAUCCUGAUCCAUACACUGUCGAAAUGAAGACGGACUUGUUUAGGGACGAGUUACCAGAGAUUGACUUCUUAGUGCAAAGUUUAAAUGAAUUAAAUAAACUAUAG